AAAAUAUAAAAAAUUUAUCAAAUUAUUUUGAAAACAAUUAAAGCGAUAUUUUAGGGAACAAUUAAGUAAGUAAGUCAUAAAAUGAGCAACUUAGUUAUUAAUUAAUUAUAAGUUUAGUUGAACUAAACAAUCGAAAACAUACAAGCACAUCAGCAUCUUAUUAUCUUGGUUCGUCUUGGUAGUUAAGUAAGAAGAACUCAAGUAUGGUCUGGCGAUAAAUUUUAAGGUUAAUGGAGUGAUGAUAUUAGAUUAAAUAGAAGUACAGAGGAUUCUUUAGAAAUCAGAUUGAGUGCUUUAGAAACACCUCAAAGCUCUUCAGGAUAACUAUUGGGUGUUGCUAAAAUUCCAUUCUCUUAAAUCUAAUCAUCAAGCGUUAUUUAAGAUUGGUUUCCUUUGAUAAUUAAAGAGUAAGAAGCUGGUAAGGUCUAUGCAAAGAUUCAAUAUCUAGGUGACUAAUAAAUAAAUUUAGGUACUCCUUCUCAUGCUUUAGCUGGCAUGCAACGUUCUGAGUAGAGAACUCAAUAUUCUUAAUACUAAACUCAAUCUCCAACAUUCGCCUCUUCUAAUAAUUAAGUUCCUGCAGGAUCUGGGUUUUCAUAAUACUCAUAAUCUGUUUAGAUGUAAUAACAACCAUAAUAAUAGGUAGUUUAGAGCUAAACUACUGGCUUACCAUAAGGGUAUUAAGUUUAUUAAGGAUCUCCUGCUCAAGAAUAGGGCUAAAAUUUAGUUUCUCCAUAAUCUCAGCAUUAAAUUUAUGUGUAAAAUAUUUAAGGAUCUGGAUUACCAACUUAGGAAUAGAUCAUAUAAUAAAUUUAAAAUCGUUUUUAACAACACUAAGUUCCUUAAUCUCAAUAUCCUCCUCGUUAAGUUGUUUAAUUUCCCUAAUAAUAAUAGUAGCAAUAAUUAUAAUAUGUCUAAUAGCCUCCUCCUUAACCACUCACAAUUCAAUAAUUCCAGUAACUUUAAUUGUAGAAAGCAUCUUAACAACCUCAGGUGAUUUAAGUAGGUUAAAAUCAACUAGGAUAGCAGGUAUAAUAUGUUUAGUAGCCUUAAAAUAUUUAAGCUUAGUAGCAAAUAGUUGGUGGCUAUCAGGUAUAACAACAACAACAACAACAAUAAUAAUAUGCUCCUUACUAGGCUUAAUAGUAGUAAUAAUAACAAAACAAGUAUAGAGUCAAUUCAUUAUCUACUCUCUAGCCACGUUAACAAUUUUCUGGUGUAGAAAGAUAAUCAUCUUCUCAAUUACGUCUUCUUCCUUAUGAUUAGGUUUAAUAGCAAUAAGUAUAAGUAGAUGAUAUGUAAGGGUUAGUGAAUGCCUUUGAUAACUAGUUAGUAAUUCAUAAUCCUCCUGCAGUUAUUGGUCUACCUUAGCAAUAAACAGAUUAUAUAUCUUAAUAGCCUCUUAUGCAAUCUGUAGUUAGAUUAGUUCCAAGUUCUUAAUACUAGGAACAGUUAUAGCAAUCACCAUCAUAGCAAGUAGUUCAUAUUUCUGGACAGCCUCUUAUCUAAGAAAUAUAGCAACCUUAAUUCUAAACAUUAAGUAAUUCAUAAUUGAGACUUGUACCAAUUUCACAAGUAUAGCAUUAAUAAUAAUAACAACAAUAGCUAUAAUAAUAAGCAUAACCAGUUUAAGGAAUUACUUUACUAGGACGCUAAAAUAUCUCUUAACAAUAGCAAGUAUAGUAGUAACCUAUCUAACAAUAAGUUAAUCAAGUUUCAAUGCAAAUACCUGGACAACCAUUAAGCAACUCAUAAAUUAGAAUUAUUCCCUUAAAUUAAGCUUAACAAAUCUAAGCUGCUUAAUAACAAUAAUAGUAAAUAAUAUCAUACCAACCUUAGUAACAAUAAGUUUAAUAUGCAUACAGUCCUUAAGUUUAAUACGUAAAUUAAUAGGUAUUACCUUAAUAAGGCUUUGGUAUGCAGUAAGGAUCUCUUUAUUAACAACAACAAUAGUUGACUCCUGGAGUUUAAUUGAUAUCUUAACCUUAUGGAUAGCUUUAAUACUAGCAAUGA
Tetrahymena thermophila SB210 is the source of this 2013-nucleotide messenger RNA. RefSeq lists its product as hypothetical. The transcript has a single exon. Lineage: Eukaryota; Ciliophora; Oligohymenophorea; Hymenostomatida; Tetrahymenidae. The record is from RefSeq and is a predicted model, not a curated record.